GUCGACUGUUAUGGUUACUUCACAUAGUACUUGUUCGUCAUCCGAGGAACAAGUUUGUAAUAGGCCUCUAAAAUUUAAAAAUGUUCAUAAAGCAAGCAAAUUAUAACUAGUUUUCAAGUUUGAAAAUUUAACAAAGUUUUAGACAUUGUCACAUUAUAGAGAACUUAUUUUUUUUUUACAUAUAACUCUGUAUAUUUAAAAACAAUAAAGUAAGGUACAAUAUUGCUUAAAACAAUAGCUACUCUAUGCUACAUUAUCUCUGACAAAAGUGGAAGUGGCUAUGAUACUUUAAAGAGGCUAAUUCGACUAAUUUUCGACGGUCGUUUGCCGUUGGUGGUGACGCGAAGUCCGUAAAUAGGAAACAGAUUUCAAGCGGAAAUAACACUUUCUGGGAGAUCAUUUCUGAGGAGCACGGCAUCGACCCCACUGGCGUGUACCGCGGCACCAGCGACCUGCAGCUCGAGCGGAUAUCCGUCUACUACAAUGAGGCCUCUGUUGCGACGGCGGAGAGCGGCGGAAAAUAUGUGCCAAGGGCCAUCCUCCUCGACCUCGAACCGGGCACUAUGGACGCCGUGCGUUCAGGUGCCUACGGCCAGCUCUUCCGCCCGGAUAACUUCGUGUUCGGUCAAUCCGGCGCCGGCAACAACUGGGCCAAGGGACACUACACGGAAGGCGCCGAGCUGGUAGACGCCGUCCUCGACGUCGUGCGCAAGGAGUGCGAGAACUGCGACUGUCUCCAGGGCUUCCAGCUCACGCACUCCCUCGGCGGCGGCACAGGUUCCGGAAUGGGCACACUCCUCAUCUCCAAGAUCAGAGAGGAAUACCCUGACAGAAUUAUGAACACGUACUCAGUUGUGCCCUCACCCAAGGUGUCCGACACCGUGGUCGAACCGUACAACGCGGUGCUAUCCAUCCAUCAGCUAGUCGAAAACACCGACGAGACCUACUGCAUAGACAACGAAGCUCUCUACGAUAUCUGCUACAGGACCCUCAAAGUGCCCAAUCCGACCUACGGCGACCUAAACCAUCUAGUUUCGCUCACAAUGUCUGGCGUUACCACCUGCCUGAGGUUCCCCGGUCAACUAAAUGCGGAUCUCCGCAAACUGGCCGUGAACAUGGUACCUUUCCCGCGUCUCCACUUCUUCAUGCCCGGAUUCGCGCCGUUGACGUCCCGCGGCAGCCAGCAGUACCGCGCCCUCACAGUCCCCGAGCUGACCCAACAGAUGUUCGACGCCAAGAACAUGAUGGCAGCGUGCGAUCCUCGCCACGGCCGCUACCUUACCGUCGCCGCCAUCUUCCGUGGCCGCAUGUCGAUGAAGGAAGUCGACGAACAAAUGCUCUCCAUUCAGAACAAGAACAGCAGCUUCUUCGUCGAAUGGAUCCCUAACAACGUGAAGACAGCCGUGUGCGAUAUUCCACCAAAGGGUCUGAAAAUGUCAUCUACCUUCAUCGGCAACACCACAGCCAUCCAAGAGCUGUUCAAAAGGAUAUCAGAACAGUUCUCGGCCAUGUUCAGGCGCAAGGCUUUCUUGCAUUGGUACACUGGCGAGGGUAUGGACGAGAUGGAGUUCAACGAAGCGGAGAGCAACGUUAACGAUCUCGUGUCCGAAUACCAGCAGUACCAGGAGGCCACGGCUGAGGACGACACGGAAUUCGACCAGGAGGACAUGGAAGAACUGGCGCAAGACGAGCACCACGACUGAACACUGAUAGCAUAAUGAAUUUCAGCUCAUUUACUUUUAUAUAUCUUCAACGAAAUUAGAGGCUAAGUUGUCCAAAUCUCAAAUAAAUUCUGGACCCUUGAGCCGGACACUGUGAUGCGUCAAUCGAUAUUUUGACGUGUCGUCAAAGUGCUAAAAAUGGAAAGUAAAAAAAAAUAUAUUUUCAAAUAUGAUAGUAUUAUUCGAGGUCUGUUCUUUUAUAAGAUAAAAAUCGCUAUGGAACGUACCAAUCGCUGCAUUUCCUAGUUUUAAGUUACUAUAACGUCUUGUAUUCUUUUAUAUAAUAAUUUAUAAUUAAAUGUUUUU
Parnassius mnemosyne (clouded apollo) is the source of this 2027-nucleotide messenger RNA. The record is from the annotation of a GenBank genome assembly. Lineage: Eukaryota; Metazoa; Arthropoda; Insecta; Lepidoptera; Papilionidae.